UUUUUUUUCUUGCUUGAUCUUGUACCUGGCACGCGCGCGGGCGCACGGGCUCUCUCCUGGAGUCCGCUCAUGAGGGCUGGUUGGAGACAAAUCUUCUGCCCGGGGCCAGACGUCUGGAGAACGAACCUUGGGGGAACCAAGAAACCAACCUAAGUACCCCGGGACGGUGCAGUGCUGGGAGCGCAGGCGAGCUAAGAGCUCCAGCUCAGCCAGAGCUAGGAGACCUGGGCUUUGAACUGAACCCGCCGGCGGGACGCUCCAGCCGCUGGGACUGACACUGCUCAGGACUCCGCGUCAGUGACUGCUGAGUGUUGUUGCCUCGACUACCGACUGGCUGCCCUACUUCCCAGGGCUGAGAACGGAGGAGUUACCACGAAACACCUGUUCCCUGGCUUUUGCCGCUCUUGGCACUGGACUCCUGGUUGGGUGCUAGGAUGCUUCCUUUGGCUUUGUCCACGUUUCAUCGCGCUUCUGCUGAUUAUUGCUAUGCUGAGCCGGUCAAAAAUCAAAUUGACAGGGUUGCUACUGUACUGACGGAGUCUCCAUCCCAGACCCCAAUAAAUAACUAGGAGAGUGGGGUCUUCUGUCCUAACUAGCACAACUCCGCUCUGGAAUUGAUCUUGGUCACUCUUUCACCAAUAUUUGGGCUGCAGUGGCCCCAAGCGUGCUACCGGACCCUGGUGGUGGGAAGGGAACUUAGAGGACCGGACCUCAACACUCAAGACCUCAACAAUGGACCAAGUUUAUGAAAUUCCCGAGGAACCGAAUGUCGACCCAAUUUCAUCCCUGGGAGAAGAUGUCAUCCGCGGGUCCAACCCCCGAUUUACUUUUCCAUUUAGCAUCCUCUUCUCUACUUUUUUGUACUGUGGGGAGGCAGCCUCUGCCUUGUACAUGGUUAGAGUCUAUCGAAAGAAUAGUGAAACCUACUGGAUGGCAUACACCUUUUCCUUCUUCAUGUUUUCAUCCAUUAUGGUCCAGUUGACUCUCAUUUUUGUCCACAGAGAUCUGGGUAAAGAUAAGCCACUGUCAUUGUUUAUGCAUCUAAUUCUCUUGGGACCUGUCAUGAGAUGUCUCGAGGCCAUGAGUAAGUACCUGACACUGUGGAAGAAGGAAGGGCAAGAGGAGCCCUAUGUGAGCCUCACCCGAAAGAAGAUGCUCAUAAACGGCGAGGAGGUGCUAAUAGAAUGGGAGGUGGGCCACUCCGUCCGAACCCUGGCUAUGCAUCGCAAUGCCUACAAACGUAUGUCACAGAUUCAAGCCUUUCUAGGUUCAGUGCCCCAGCUGACCUAUCAACUCUAUGUGACCCUGAUCUCUGCUGAGGUCACCCUGCCUAGAGCUGUGCUAAUGGUAUUUUCCCUGAUAUCAGUUACCUAUGGGGCUACCCUCUGCAAUAUGUUGGCCAUCCAGAUCAAGUAUGAUGAAUACAAAAUUCGCCUCGGGCCACUAGAAGUCCUCUGCAUCACCAUCUGGCGGACACUGGAGAUCACUUCCCGCCUCAUGAUUUUGGUACUCUUCUCAGCCACCUUGAAACUGAAGGCUGUGCCCUUCUUAGUGCUCAACUUCCUGGUCAUCCUCUUUGAGCCUUGGGUUAAAUUCUGGAGGAGUGGUGCACAGAUGCCUACUAACAUUGAGAAAAAUUUCAGUCGGGUUGGUACCAUGGUGGUACUGAUUUCUGUUACUGUCCUCUAUGCUGGCAUCAACUUCUCUUGCUGGUCAGCCUUGAAGUUGAAGUUGGCAGACAGAGACCUUGUCGACAAAGGUCAGAACUGGGGACAUAUGGGCCUGCACUAUAGUGUGAGGUUGGUAGAAAAUGUGAUAAUGGUCUUGGUUUUUAAGUUCUUUGGUGUGAAAGUGUUACUGAAUUACUGUCAUUCCUUGAUUGCCUUGCAGCUCAUUAUUGCUUAUCUGAUUUCCAUUGGCUUCAUGCUCCUUUUCUUUCAGUAUUUGCAUCCGUUGCGCUCGCUCUUCACCCAUAAUGUAGUGGACUACCUUCACUGUGUCUGCUGCCACUCGCAUCCGCAGGGCAGAACUGAGAACUUGCAGCCACCCGUUGACACUGAAACAAGACAAAACAUUGUUUGAUUUUUUUUUUACAAAUCUGUGUAUUUGGAAAUGGGUUUGUAGGUUGCAAAGAGUAACUGUGAACUUGGAGAAGAGGAAGCCCACGAGCAGAAAUAUUAACAGGGCCAUUUUCCUAAAUUUUCUGGUAGCCUAUUAAAAGAAGGAGCACACCUCCACCCAAAUUUCCUCAAGAUUGGUUGAUAUAUUUGGAGACUAUAGAGUAGUCAGUAUACACCCAGAAAGGUCAGAGAUACCAUUUACAGUCCUCCACUCUGCUGGCUAUCUUAGGAUAAAUGACCUUGAUGGUAGUUUAGGUUCUCUGUGACCUUCUAGCUCUGCUUAUUUGCUUGAGGCGUCCCUGAACUUUCCUCAGGCUAAGCUGAAGGAUUCCACCAGAAUACAUGCUAACUGCUCAGAGGAUUCAAUUGCUUACUUGCUAUGGGUAUUUCCCUGGAUAUAAUAUGACUAAUGUGAAACCUGUAAUUGUGUGACUGAAGUCAUUUCAUUGUGAUGAGAAACUCUGGUUCAGAAGAAAAACCACUGUGUUAGAACUUACCCCCAGU
Molecule: messenger RNA, 2624 nt
Organism: Sorex araneus (European shrew)
Lineage: Eukaryota; Metazoa; Chordata; Mammalia; Eulipotyphla; Soricidae
Gene: XKRX
Product: XK related X-linked
Exons: 3
Coding region: 733-2082 (449 amino acids)
Cellular component (GO): membrane
Source: RefSeq, a predicted model, not a curated record